Echinops telfairi (small Madagascar hedgehog) is the source of this 554-nucleotide messenger RNA. It is a transcript of the gene SAP18, whose product is annotated as Sin3A associated protein 18. Gene Ontology annotation, biological process: negative regulation of DNA-templated transcription. Gene Ontology annotation, cellular component: nucleus. Gene Ontology annotation, molecular function: transcription factor binding; transcription corepressor activity. The transcript has 2 exons. Lineage: Eukaryota; Metazoa; Chordata; Mammalia; Afrosoricida; Tenrecidae. The record is from RefSeq and is a predicted model, not a curated record. Bases 21 to 299 code for a protein of 92 amino acids.
UGGUUUUGUUUUUAUUCAGGAUGGAUGCAACCUUGAAGGAACUGACAAGUUUAGUAAAAGAGGUUUACCCAGAAGCUAGAAAGAAGGGCACGCACUUCAAUUUUGCGAUUGUUUUCACAGACCUGAAAAGACCGGGCUAUCGAGUCAAGGAAAUUGGCAGCACCAUGUCAGGCAGGAAGGGGACCGACGAUUCCAUGACCCUGCAAUCACAGAAGUUCCAAAUAGGGGAUUAUCUGGACAUCGCAAUCACCCCUCCCAACCGGGCACCCCCUCCCUCUGGGCGCAUGAGGCCAUAUUAAAGCUUCUCUGCUGUUUUGAAUGUAUUUUCCAGUCAGUUAUGUAAAGUAAACCUAACUCUGCCUCCUUUGAUUAUUGCCAUUAAGCCUUUAAACUUUGAACAACUUGUCAUGCUUCUAUUUAGGUUAGAUUUGGCUGUGUUCUGGGAUGACCAUUGAUUCAAAGUCCAUGUUGUUUCAAGCUCUCCUGUAAAAUAUGAAGAAAAGUGCUCUUAGCAUUGUGUAAAACUGCAUUGUGAAAUAAAUGUGUGCAAUUGA